CCAGCUAAACGGUGGCUAUAAAAGUGGCAGAAAUCGUUUAUGGCAGUGUCAGUUAUUAAUCCGUGCAGUUUAUUGGCGUUCGGUGUUAACAACAAAAAAUCAAAAUGAAAUUCACGGUGUUUGCAGUUAUUGCUGCUUUUUGCCUGGUGGCGGUAUCGGCCAAUGCCACUGGUGAUAUUUUCCUUAACAAUGAACUAAUGGAAGACUUGGAACUCACUGCCCAAGAUUUGGCCGAUGAAAUUGCAGAGAUUGAACCCUAUGGUGCCUUCACCGGCAUGUAUUCCGUCAUCAAGAAGGCUCUGCGUUAUGUAAAGGGUUUGAACUGUACCAUUAAGGAGGUCUUGGCAAUUCAGACGGCUGCCCAAAAUUUCGUCGACAAUGUCAAGGCUUGUGGCGGCGAAGUUUCUAAGAAAGUGCAAAAACUGAUUGAUGCCUGCAAUGACAUUUUGAAGACAUGCAAGGAAAUUUUGGGUAUUAACGAAAGUGUUUGCGGCAAUAGCAAUGAUGUUGAGGAGGAGCAGCCUGAAACGCAGGGUGUCAUCUCCAAGGCCAAGACCGCCCACAAGUGUUUCGUCAAGAUGGUGCGCAAGGUCAACAAGUUGAAGAAACAAAUCAAGAGAGCCAUCAAAAUGAUCAAGGACAUCAAGAAGGUGCCCGGUGACACCAGCGACUGUGUCAUGGCUGCUGUCAAUACAUUGGAAACUACCUUCACUCAGUUCCCAGCCAAUAUCAAGACUUGUUCGAAAUUGACAAGUUAAGUAAGUUUGGUGGACUUGACGAGGGAGUGAAUUAAUAAAAUUUGAAUAUCAAAAAUGGUGAUGUUGUAACAUAUAAA
Molecule: messenger RNA, 835 nt
Organism: Musca domestica (house fly)
Lineage: Eukaryota; Metazoa; Arthropoda; Insecta; Diptera; Muscidae
Exons: 2
Coding region: 105-758 (217 amino acids)
Source: RefSeq, a predicted model, not a curated record